GGGAAAAGGAGGGAGUGGCUUCUGGUAGCUUAAAGUAACCCGGGGAAACUAUCUGCUGUUAGACCGGCCUAGGGAGAGAGGAAGCCCAGGACCUCGGAUGAAGAGACUGAGCCCACCCAUGUGAGACUGUCAAUAAGGAAGACACACCUCAAAAUCUGUACAGAAUGAAUGGGUCAGAUGAGACCCCCGAAUCCUAUGACUAUGACCUAAUUAUCAUUGGAGGGGGUUCUGGAGGCCUGGCUGCUUCCAAGGAGGCAGCCAAAUAUGGCAAGAAGGUCAUGGUAUUGGAUUUUGUCACUCCAACUCCUCUUGGAAAUAGAUGGGGUCUGGGAGGGACGUGUGUGAAUGUUGGCUGUAUACCUAAGAAACUCAUGCACCAGGCGGCUCUGUUGGGGCAAGCUUUGCAAGAUUCCCGCAAAUAUGGCUGGCAGGUCGAGGAGCAAGUCCAACAUAAUUGGGAAAGUAUGACGGAAGCAGUCCAGAAUUACAUUGGCUCUCUGAACUGGGGUUACCGGGUAUCCUUACGGGAGAACAAGGUCACCUACGAGAAUGCUUACGGAGAGUUUGUGGGCCCCCACAGGAUUAAGGCAACCAACAACAAAGGUAAAGAAAAGUUCUAUACGGCAGAGAAAUUUCUCAUCGCCACUGGAGAAAGGCCGCGCUACCCGGGCAUCCCAGGGGACAAAGAAUAUUGCAUCAGCAGCGAUGAUCUUUUCUCCUUGCCUUACUGCCCGGGAAAGACACUGGUGGUUGGGGCUUCUUAUGUAGCCCUUGAAUGUGCUGGGUUUCUGGCGGGCAUUGGUUUGGACGUCACUGUGAUGGUUCGGUCCAUUCUCUUGAGAGGGUUUGAUCAAGACAUGGCCAACAAGAUUGGGGACCACAUGGAAGAACAUGGCAUCAAAUUCAUUAAGCAGUUUGUUCCUGUUAAAAUCGAACAGAUCGAAGAAGGCAUGCCCGGCAAACUGAAGGUGGUGGCUCAGUCCACCAGUGGCCAGGACACCAUUGAGGGCGAGUAUAAUACGGUGCUGCUGGCAAUAGGACGAGAUUCAUGCACAAGAAAAAUCGGCUUGGAAACUGUAGGGGUGAAGAUCAAUGAAAAGACAGGGAAAAUACCCGUCAAUGAUGAGGAACAGACCAAUGUACCUUACAUCUACGCCAUCGGGGAUAUCUUAGAAGACAAACUGGAAUUGACUCCAGUGGCAAUCCAGGCAGGCAGACUGUUGGCUCGGCGACUUUACGGAGGUUCUAAUGUAAAGUGUGACUACGACAAUGUCCCCACCACCGUGUUUACUCCCUUGGAAUAUGGGGCUUGUGGCCUCUCUGAAGAGAAAGCCAUUGAGAGGUUUGGAGAAGAAAACAUAGAGGUCUACCACAGCUACUUUUGGCCCCUGGAAUGGACCCUCCCAUCAAGAGAUAAUAAUAAAUGCUAUGCCAAAAUCGUCUGCAAUGUCAAAGACAACGAACGUGUUGUAGGUUUCCACGUCCUGGGCCCAAAUGCAGGUGAAGUCACUCAGGGCUUUGCUGCGGCCCUCAAGUGUGGACUGACCAAAGAGCAGCUGGACAGCACGAUCGGAAUCCACCCAGUGUGUGCAGAGGUGUUUACCACGCUAUCUGUGACUAAACGGUCAGGGGGAAGCAUCCUCCAGGCGGGUUGCUGAGGUUAAGCCCCAGUGUUUGUUGCUGCUGCUGCCUCCGGCGACUCUGGAUUUCAUUACGUUAUUUUUCCUCGGGUAGAGAAAAGCCUUAAGAGAAUCCACCAUCACUCUCCGCCUCUCCUGACACUAGAAAGGAGAGGAUCCUCGAACCUUGGGACUUCUCCAUACAUCGUGGUGGUGCCCGGAGAAGGCAGUUAGCAAAACACUGGGAUUGUCGCAGCGUACAUGAAACUGAAGUCUAGUGGUGCAUCCAACAGAUGCGUUCAUGACGUCAUCACCUAGAAGCCCGUAUCUUGUGGUGGGUGGUGACCAAAGAGCCACCAGGGUCAGUUUUAUCAAGACUUUUGUUUAGUUUUGUUUUCAAUGAAGAAUGUCCUCCAGUGGUUUCUGCAGAAACCAGAGAGUUGAGGCCACUGCCUCUGAUAAUGCUUUUGAAGCAUAGAUUGAUGAUCUAGGGGCCUCCCAGUGAGGCCUUUCGCCUUUUGCUAUAUGAGCAUGCAUGCAACAUCAGAGGUGUGCCCCUCAAAGAGGAGACUAAGCAGCUUGUUCCUUAUUCCAUCUAAGAAUUGAAAUGACCUUUAGUCUCUGCUUUUUUAGAAAUUUCCUUAUCUAGUUGAGGGCACAUAUAUCCAUCUCUGUCCUCUUCCUUCCCCUAAGCAGAUUUCACCACUUUGCAAGAUGGUGAUAUUGUUGGUUGCCCAAGUGCUUUUUAAGGAGUUGAACUGUGACCCUUAUGGGCUAGAGAUCUGAACCGCAGUUCCUUCACAAAACCCCAGGGUAGCACAGGUUUUAGAUUUGGCCUUAAUUCAGUGAAACAGGGUGCUUUCUUCCAGGAAUAAUCACAGCAUCCACAUGUGCACUCUGUAGCUAACGACAGGGGGGAAAUAAUUUAGAAUACCUUGUCUCGACCCAUUCCUUGAUCCUUUUGGACAAGGUGAGAAUGAUAGCCUAAAACCAUCACAACUCCAUUUUCUUGUCAAGUAUCUAUUUAUGGGUCCCCUCACUCACGAGGAGAUGAGGCAGUCCAUCCACACUUGUGAUUGCCAGUCUUUUGGGGGAGCUGAGGGGAGCAGACCCAUUUCGUUUUUGGUUUCCUCUUUCUCACUCGCUUUUUUUAAAAGAUAUUAUUCAUGUAAUAAAUUAUUUAAUUUUUUUUUUAAACCCACGGAUGGAUCUGAAGGAUUUUUGUGUUUCAUAAACAUCAAAUGGUUUUGGCUCCUUUGUUUUGGGGUGAGGAAUGGGGAAAGAGGAUGUUAUAGGGUAGUAUCUUGUACAGAAUUGUUUUCUCUUAGAUCCCCAGCUUAGAAUAGCUGUUUAUGGGAGACAGGAUUGUGUUUAGGGUACCUGUCUCAUUGGAGAAGUUUAAUGGAGAGCGGACGUUGGGCUGUAAAAUGGGUCUGCAUGUCCCAGCAUAUAUUUAUAUAGCUCCAUGCCCACUUGUAACUUGUAAUUCAUCUUAGCUGGUGCAGAGUAAUUGUUUUAAAGUCCCCAUCCAGGGAGCCUCAGGAAAUACACUCCUUUGUUUGACCUUCACAGUACAGGGUCCCCAUUCAUUUGCCUCUGUGUACUCAACCUAGGGUCUCACACUCUAGGAAGUUCAGCAAGGCCCGAACUCACACCAAGCUUACGUAUGGGCCCCUGUGUAGAAAAAUGGAAAGGUUGGCAGGACGGAGUCAGGAGACGGCAGUUCUGCUGUUUGUGAUAAGAUUUCUCCAAAUCUUCCUGUCUCUGGAAUUUGAAAAGGGAAAUGGGCAACACGGAGGUCAUUGUGUUUUGAAUUUAAUCGUGUUCCCAUUCGCUCUCCUUGGUGUGUCUAGAAGACCCCUGGUAAAAGAAGGAAUCUCAUCUGAAGAGUUGGCCUUAUUUGGUUUUCCCCCAAUUGGACCCCUUAGCAAACUAAUCUUUUUUGUUGUUUAUGAUCAUUUUGGAAGAAAAAACUUGAUAAUGUGAAACAUUAAAUAAUAUUUAUAUUCAUCUUGU
Trichosurus vulpecula (common brushtail) is the source of this 3635-nucleotide messenger RNA. RefSeq names its product thioredoxin reductase 1 (gene TXNRD1). The record is from RefSeq and is a predicted model, not a curated record. Bases 165 to 1658 code for a protein of 497 amino acids. Gene Ontology annotation, molecular function: thioredoxin-disulfide reductase (NADPH) activity; flavin adenine dinucleotide binding; glutathione-disulfide reductase (NADPH) activity. Lineage: Eukaryota; Metazoa; Chordata; Mammalia; Diprotodontia; Phalangeridae. Gene Ontology annotation, biological process: cellular response to oxidative stress; cell redox homeostasis; glutathione metabolic process. Gene Ontology annotation, cellular component: cytosol; mitochondrion. The transcript has 14 exons.